AUGAUGCAGCAAAUUGUUAGCUAAUCUCCUGGAUAAGCCCCAUAGUAAUUUAAGCAAGGAAUGAAUCAUAACUUGUUCUCAACUCCCCCGCCUAGUAUUCAGAAUAAUAAGUAAAUUCCCUAACAGACUAAUAUUCCAAUGAGGCAAGGCCAAGGUUCAAAUCCAAACAUGGUUCUAAAACAGGCAAAACAGCCAAUUUAAACUAAACCAGUUUAACCUAAGAGAUCAAAAUCUCACUAGCCUGUAAUCUAGCAAAGAUUGGCUCCAAGUAACUAGACUUCUGUGCCCUAGGGUUAAGUUCAAGGAGUCCUAGGUAGCAAGAUAAAGCCAUAGCCUAUUCCAAGAAGAUUCAACUAGAAUAGUAAUCAUGUUCCAGAUAAUCAAAGUAAUCCUAAGAAGCCAAUAAAUGCUGCAAAUUAGAGACCACCCUAAGGAGCAUCACAUUCUGUCCCAAGAUAAAACUUGAACAAAAUGAAAGAGAAAUUGAAGAACAUAGAGGAAAGUAAACAGAAAGUUGCUGAGUUUUACAACUAGAAUGAUUUAUUGAUAGAGGAUAUCUUUAGUAUCACAGAUAUCUAGAGGCUAUUUGAUGUUAUCAAAGUAAGAAAUGAUUAACUGAUAGACUUGGUCAGCAAAGGUAGAAGUGACUGUCUCAGCUUCACAGAGGAAGCAAUCCAAGUUACACAAGAUGCUUUGAAUAUAGUUAAAGAUGAACAAGAGAUUUGCCUCUAGAGAUAGAAGCAGCUUAAAAGUGACAGCUAGAAAAUAAGCAAUAUCUACCAGACCUAGCUCGCUCCUCUUGAACUUCUCAGCCAACUCAAUUGA
Molecule: messenger RNA, 825 nt
Organism: Stylonychia lemnae
Lineage: Eukaryota; Ciliophora; Spirotrichea; Sporadotrichida; Oxytrichidae
Source: the annotation of a GenBank genome assembly